Molecule: messenger RNA, 639 nt
Organism: Phaeodactylum tricornutum CCAP 1055/1
Lineage: Eukaryota; Bacillariophyta; Bacillariophyceae; Surirellales; Neidiaceae
Exons: 2
Biological process (GO): nuclear mRNA surveillance; U4 snRNA 3'-end processing; rRNA catabolic process
Cellular component (GO): nuclear exosome (RNase complex); cytoplasmic exosome (RNase complex); nucleolus
Source: RefSeq, a predicted model, not a curated record
GUCUUAGAGGCAGCACAAGGAUCCGCGCUGGUAGAGCUGGGGCAUACGAAAGUGAUUGGGCAGGUUCUCGGACCUGUUACGGCCAGCUCGAGCCACCUGCCGCCUUCCCUUCAAUUGAACAUGGAAGAAGGAGUCAUGCACUUCGAACUUCUGUCCACUGGAAAAAUCAAUUCAUGGACUAUUGCCAGAGAAACCGACUUGGCUUCCAACCUCUCCGAUGCGCUAUCCGCCUCGGUUCCGUUGAGACAGUAUCCCAAAUGCGCCCUUUUGGUUAAAAUUACGGUGCUACAGGAUGAUGGGAGCAUACUACCAGCAUGUAUUACUGCGGCUACUUUGGCAUUGGCUGAUGCCUCUGUGGAAAUGUACGAUGUUGUAGCCGCUAGUACUGUUGCCGUAUGCGAUGGUUUGCUAGUAGCAGACCCCACGCUGCGCGAGGUAUCGGCGGCGGAUGCCGUCAUGACGCUGGCCAUUUUACCCAACUGGAAGGAAUCGACUCUGUGGCAACAGUCUGGACGCUUGAAUCCGCAAAGGGCAAACGAAGCCAUGGAGUUGUGUCGAAACGGUUGUCGAACGAUGCAUCGGUUUUUGCGGGAGCACCUUAUUCAAGAAAACGAGAAAGACAUGGCACAUGAGUCUUGA